GACCAAUCGAGUCACAAAUUUUCUCAGCCGUCUCUCAUCUUGUCCAAAAUGUUCAAGCCGAGUCUCUGGCUUCGCUGCGAAAAGAAGGAGUUCGAACGUCGAGCUGCACUGACACCGACCACGUCCAAAAAGCUCAUCGAUGCCGGUUUCGAAAUCUUCGUCGAACGAGACGAACAACGUAUUUUCGAUGACACUGAAUACGAAGUUGUUGGAUGCAAGCUAGUAGAUAACAAUACUUGGCCAUCCGCACCAGUGAACAUACCAAUCAUCGGAUUGAAAGAGCUUCCCGAGUCGACGGACCCUCUCCCACAUACUCAUAUCCAGUUUGCUCACUGUUACAAGCAACAAGCUGGGUGGGCCGAAGUAUUGUCGCGUUUCCAACGCGGCGGAGGAACCCUGUACGACCUAGAGUUCCUGAAUGACGCCAACGGUCGUCGGGUUGCAGCCUUUGGUUAUCAUGCCGGCUUCGCAGGGGCAGCUGCUGGUGCUCUUGCGGUCGCGUCGCAGAGAAGAGGCGAAAAGCUUGGGCAUCUCAAGCCUUUUGAAAAUGAAGAUACGAUGAUAAGCGCUGUUAAGACCGCCUUGGGUGGUAGUGGCAGGGGUGUUAAGGCCUUGGUAAUUGGUGCGCUGGGACGAUGUGGACGCGGUGCAGUUGAUCUCUUUAGAAAGAUUGGUUUAGACGAGGAUGACAUUCUCAAGUGGGACAUGGAGGAAACGGCCAAGGGCGGCCCGUUUCCUGAGAUUCUUGAUGUCGACAUUUUUGUCAACUGCAUCUAUCUCAGUUCCAAGAUUCCCUCGUUCUUGACUCAUGAACAAAUCGUCUCCGCCGGAAAAGGACGGCGACUGUCGACUGUUGUCGAUGUCAGCUGUGAUACGACCAACCCAUUCAACCCAAUUCCCAUCUACACGAUUAACACGACAUUCUCUUCGCCCACAGUGCCUGUCGAUGUUGGGAAUGAGAAUCCGCCUCUGUCCGUAAUAUCUAUUGAUCACCUGCCUACGUUGCUUCCACGAGAAGCUUCAGAGCAGUUCAGCUCGGACCUUCUUCCUUCUUUGCUCCAGUUUCCGGACCAGAAGACGGCACGGGUGUGGACUGAAGCCAAGGCCCUUUUUGACAAGAAAAUUGCGGAGGCCGUCGAAACGGCUAAGCUAUAGACGCAUGAGGCCGUUUUAGAAGGCUUUACAGUAGAAUACAACGUAAAUUUGGCUUGAAUUGCAGAAAAAUCAGUGGAUAAAUAUUGCGAACGAUGCCAAGCAUUCUGAUGUACUGAUGGUUGUCACCUAACUGUUCAUGUACAUACACAAGCACUGUUCAUAUGCAAUCCGGAGAUCAGGAUGUGGAUACGCAAGGAUCAGAUUGAAUCCAAGCAUCGGUAUAGGUAGUUGCAAGGGGAAUGGAUGAAGCAUUGGCGAAAUAUAGUGCAGGGAGAAGGUUGCUAAGGA
Molecule: messenger RNA, 1443 nt
Organism: Guyanagaster necrorhizus
Lineage: Eukaryota; Fungi; Basidiomycota; Agaricomycetes; Agaricales; Physalacriaceae
Product: saccharopine dehydrogenase
Exons: 4
Coding region: 49-1155 (368 amino acids)
Cellular component (GO): cytoplasm
Molecular function (GO): saccharopine dehydrogenase (NAD+, L-lysine-forming) activity
Source: RefSeq, a predicted model, not a curated record